Messenger RNA from Chelonus insularis, 1574 nucleotides. RefSeq names its product venom metalloproteinase 3-like. The record is from RefSeq and is a predicted model, not a curated record. Bases 60 to 1574 code for a protein of 504 amino acids. The transcript is spliced from 11 exons. NCBI's taxonomy places the organism in Eukaryota, Metazoa, Arthropoda, Insecta, Hymenoptera, Braconidae. Gene Ontology annotation, molecular function: metalloendopeptidase activity. Gene Ontology annotation, biological process: proteolysis.
UAGAAUUGAGUUUAAGGAACUUGUUGAGAUUUUAUGACAAUUGUUUUUAUUGUAACAUAAUGGCAAAAAAUUAUCUAAUGAGACUGGUGGCAUUUUUGAUGCUUCUGAUGAUGGUGUCAUCAAUGGAGCUACAGUGGAAACAGGUACAUAAAUUAUUACCACCUGAAGAACGUAUACGAAUUUUUGGAACUCAUGAUAAAAACAAAAUUCCUAAGUAUGAUGUCAUCCAUAUCAACUGGUCCAAGCAUCAAAAGAGAUCAAUCAAUGGAAUUAUUCCCCUUUCAUUUUCAGUAUUCAACAAGGAUAUUGAUUUGAGCUUGGAAUUGUUAAGCCCACUUGUUGGACCAAACACUCCUGUUUAUUAUUUCAGAACAUCAUCAGAAGGAAUUAAUUAUACAAUUGAUUAUCCCUUUGCUGAUUAUUCUACUGAAAUAUAUAGAGAUGAAAAUCACUUAGCUUCUUUAAGUGUAAAUGAAGAACCUAACGGUGAAAAACACAUUGAAACUGGUGUAAUUAGAGCUCUAAAUCUAACUAUCCAUCGAAUUCCAAGUCGUUUUUUAACUGAAAGAAGAAGUUAUUUUACUACAACUGGUAAUGGUUAUUACAUUGCUCAACAUAUGAAUGAUCUUGAAGGAACUUUUUCAGAUCCAAUGUUCAACAAUUUGAUACCAGACUCAUUUAAUCCAUUCGUGCCCAGACCUAAUGUUGUUUAUCCAGAAAUUUUACCACUCGUUGAUUAUUCACUGAAACGUAAUUUCAUGACCAAUGAUCAUUUGUUAACUUAUGUUCUAAAUUUUUGGAGUCAAGUAGACAUGUUGUUUCAAAAUCUAAGGGAUCCUGAAUACAAGCUCAGUAUUGCUGGAGUUGUUGUGGCUGAGGAUAUGACAGCAUUUGACUUUAUAAAUGACAAUUCUAUCAAUAUUGAUGCAGACAAUGAAAAAUUACAUUUCGAAGGUGCUUUAAGUGAAGUAGAAGAGUGGUUGUAUGAUUAUCAAGACAUUAUUCCAAUGGAUAGUUAUGAUGUUGCAAUGAUUCAAACAUUAAAAAAAUCUACUAAAACCUCGGUUAAAAUUACCAAUAAGUCCAACAUUAUAACAUCUGAAGUUGGUUUAGCAGAGUUUAGAGGUGCAUGUUAUAUCAAUCAUGUAGAUCAUGUAGUAAAAAAAGCAGGAAUCAUAAAUGAUGAUGGAAAAUAUAGAGGUGUUCUUGUUGCAGCUCAUGAAUUGGGACAUACACUUGGAGCUGAUCAUGAUAGACCAGAAUGUGGAGGUGAUGAUGCAGGUUUUCUAAUGUCAGGAGUGACACGAUCACCCACAUCAAACCAGUACAAAUGGUCUCAAUGUUCUGUAAAAGAUUUUGCAUUAUUUCUAAUGACAAGUCCUCAAUGCUUGUACAACGUACCAGAGCAGUACAAAGACUUGGAACCAAAUUCUUCUUCAGAUGACGAAAAAGUACCAGAUGAUGCUCAAUCUGUUGAUUAUCAAAUAUUUGAUAUUCGUUCUGUAUUGCCUGAAAACAAUAAUUGGAAAGUUAUUGGAAAUCCUUUUAUAAUUUUAGAUAAACAUCACAAUUGA